AUGCGUUCGUUGGGCACCUUCAUUGGCCCUUUCGGGAGCACUCUUCUCUGUCUCCUGCCCAAGGAAGGGCUAUUCAACGAGCUCAACUCGGCAGGCUGGGCGAUCGCAGCCGCGAACCUCUUCGGCGUUGCGCUGUGUUGCUGUGGAGUUCUCAGCUGCGAUCCUUUGAUGUUGAACAAGCUGCACGGUCAAAGCAAUCAGGUCCCAGCAGCCCGCAGCUUCCCGACCACCACUGUGAUCUGGACAUGCCUCUUGUUCCAGGUAACGACGGCACUGCUCCUGGCAGUGCUUGAAGUGGUUCCGCCGAUAGUUCUCACAGACGAGUUUCGGCUGCCACCAGCGGCAACCUCGAUCCUUUUCGGCAUCGCGUCGCUGGCAGUCAUCGCGCUCUUCGCGCUGGUUGAGGUGAGAGAUCAAGGGAAUGUACCGAAGUGUGCGGGUGUGUGA
This is a messenger RNA of Symbiodinium necroappetens, 447 nucleotides long. The record is from the annotation of a GenBank genome assembly. Lineage: Eukaryota; Dinophyceae; Suessiales; Symbiodiniaceae.